Messenger RNA from Gekko japonicus, 1855 nucleotides. RefSeq names its product junctional adhesion molecule 2 (gene JAM2). The coding region runs from base 217 to 1164 and encodes 315 amino acids. The transcript has 10 exons. NCBI's taxonomy places the organism in Eukaryota, Metazoa, Chordata, Lepidosauria, Squamata, Gekkonidae. Gene Ontology annotation, cellular component: tight junction; cell surface; protein complex involved in cell adhesion. Gene Ontology annotation, biological process: leukocyte tethering or rolling. The record is from RefSeq and is a predicted model, not a curated record.
CUUAAUGGGAACAUUUACUGACACGCAAAGGAGGAGGCUUGAAGCGCUCCCUUGGAAUUCCUCCACCCUCCCUUGACUUUGGUGCCGCUAACUCCAGCCAACGGAAAUCUCGGCUCUUCGUUUAGCCCGGACUAUUGGAAAGGAAGUCCCCCCUCCCCGAGGUACAAAAACCCCGAAUAACGGGAGGAGCGUCCAGCUCUCCCACCCACCGCUCUAAUGCGGGGAGCAACGCCAGUUUCUCCCUGCCUUUGGACAGCAGCUGUUGCUGUGAAGAUGGCGAGGCGCCGCGUCCUGCUGCUUUUCCUCGCUUUCUUGGGCUCGCUUUACUAUCAGAAAGCUUAUGGGAUUGAUGUCUACACGGAAAAAGAGCAUGUCACAGCAAGAGAAUUUGAGGAGGCAAUUUUAAGCUGUAUACACAAAGCAAAGAAGGUAACCAAUCUAAGAAUAGAAUGGAAGAAAGUUAGAUCAUCGGGUGUUUCGUUUGUUUACUAUAACCGUACCUUUGUAGGUAAUUUUACAGGUCGAGCUGAAAUGUGGAAUUCAAGCAUUCGACUUAGAAAUGUGACUAGACAUGAUGCUGGGAGGUACCGCUGUGAAAUCAGUGCAGCCACAGAACAAGGACAAGAUGCAGCAGAGACCGAAGUUUCUCUUUCAGUGCUGGUCCCACCAGCUCUUCCUGUUUGUGUGGUACCCAGCUCAGCUAUGAGUGGAACAGUCAUUGAACUACGAUGUAAGGAAAAUGAAGGCUUUCCUGCCUCUAAAUACAAAUGGUAUAGGAAUGGCAUUGCUCUGCUGGAGAAUCCAGAUUCAAGAAGGGGUAAAAAAGGGAGAGUUUCUUACACCAUGAAUACUAUGACUGGGACCCUGCUGUUCAAUCCUGUUUCAAAUAAUGACACUGGAGAAUAUUACUGUGAAGCUGGAAAUGGAAUUGGACCACCUCGGAAAUGCCCUGUGAAGCGAAUGCAAGUUGAUGACCUUAAUGUUGGUGGCAUUAUAGCUGCUGUGGUAAUUGUGUCUUUAAUAAUAGCUUCCUGUGGUCUUGGAGUAUAUUAUGCACAAACAAAAGGUUACUUUUCAAAAAGAAAUUCUUCAAUGAAGAAUUCUAAGCCCAGCACAACACAAAAUGAAAAUGAUUUCAAGCACACCAAGUCCUUUAUUAUCUAAAAAAAUUCAACCUCUGUGAGGAUCACCAAACAUUGUACAAAGGGACUCUUCAACUGUGUUCUUUAGAAAUGAGUGAAUGCCGAACACCAAUGACAAUAGUAGUGAGUUAAUGUUACAAGUCGAGGACAUGUUUGUCAAAGCUGUCCAUUUUCGGAUAAUAUUUUCUCAGAUGAAAUUGUAGGUGUUACUAACAAAUCAACAUCACUGUUCUGAUGUACAAAUGAAGGCAUCAAUGUAGUAAGCAGGUGGUGACUUCUAUAAAUGAAUUAACUGAAAAAUUCUAGCUAUCUUCUAGCAACCUGGACCAGAACGGUAGCGUUCAAUGUAUUUUUCCACUGCCAAGUGUUUCUUUCAAGUGCCUUGAUUUUCAGACCAGUCAGAUGUAGUGAACUUGUGCAAGUAUAAACUUGUUGAAAUGUAGUAUCUUUACAGCUAUUUUGUUAAAAAAAAAUCUUAUAAGCCUAUUUAUGAAUUUUGUUGCUAUGAAUUAUUUGUAUAUCAUGACUGUAUCCAGUGCCUUUAAAACUUUAACAGAAUAAAUUACUUACAGGUUUGUGAUUGCACCACUGAUAAUUAAGAUGCAUCUUUAGCAUAAAAAAUUGUUGCAUUCAAUGCUGUUAAAUGAUCACUUGGAAAUCUCUCCUUAUAUAUAAAAGAAUUUUGGUGGUGGCACUCUCCAGAAAAUUCCACA